AUUUCCGGUUUCUGUUUGUCUCGUAGUUCGUGGUUUUUCUUGUUUUUAUGGCUGAAGAGGACGUGUGUAUGUUUCUGAAUUCGACGCGAAGGAAAAUUGACUCUAUUUUCAGCGAACGGCUCGUUUACGCAAGAAGAACACUUAUAUCACGGAGUCGAUUUGGGAUUUUUUUCUCGUCCCGUAGCGUCCUCGGACAAAGUCACCGUCCUACAAUGGACUGACUGCGGAAGAUCACCUCAACUCCUUGAGUCAGCCUAGUAAUGCUGCAUGAGGAACGGAUGAGAGGACCCAUUCAGCCCAGCGCUGUGCGCGCGGAGGUGCGCGCUGCGUGUGACAAAUGUUGAGAUAAAACCAAACAACAAGGUGCUUAACCUAUAUUGGAUAUGGUUCUGUAAACGGAUGGAGUGAACAGAGCAAAGAGGGAGCAGACAGACCGCAGCUUGGUCGCGUGUGAUGAUAGGAGACACAAUGACACUCUUGUCUCUCCUUGGUCGCAUCAUGCGUUAUUUUCUCCUCAGGCCCGAGACUUUGUUCUUGCUAUGUAUAAGUCUGGCUCUAUGGAGUUAUUUCUUCCACACGGACGAGGUGAAAACCAUCGUCAAAUCCAGUCGGGACGCCGUAAAAAUGGUGAAGGGAAAAGUGGCCGAGAUGAUGCAGAACGACCGUCUGGGAGGCCUGAGUGUGCUGGAUGCAGAGUUCUCCAAAACAUGGGAGUUCAAGAACAACAAUGUGGCGGUUUACUCUAUACAGGGUCGGAGAGACCACAUGGAAGACCGCUUUGAAGUGCUCACUGACAUCACCAACAAGAGCCAUCCAUCUAUAUUCGCAAUAUUUGACGGGCAUGGAGGAGAGGCUGCAGCAGAUUUUGUGAAGGCUCACCUGCCUGAUGCUCUGAAGCAGCACCUGCAAGCCUUUGAGAAGGAGAAGAGAGACAGUGGGCUCUCCUAUGCUAGUAUCCUGGAGCAGCGCAUCCUGGCUGUGGACCGUGAAAUGCUGGACAAGCUUUCUGCCAGCCAUGAUGAAGCAGGUCAGAAGGGAGGGGGCACCACCUGCUUAGUGGCCCUGCUGUCAGAUAGAGAGCUCACUGUAGCAAAUGUUGGAGACUCCCGCGGCGUGUUGUGUGACAAAGAUGGAAAUGCUGUUGCACUGUCACAUGAUCACAAACCAUAUCAACUCAAGGAACGCAAGAGGAUCAAGAGAGCAGGCGGCUUCAUCAGCUUUAAUGGAUCGUGGAGAGUCCAAGGAAUUCUAGCCAUGUCCCGCUCUCUUGGUGAUUAUCCCCUGAAAAACCUCAACGUUGUCAUUCCUGACCCUGACAUCAUGACCUUUGACCUGGAUAAACUCCAACCUGAGUUCAUGAUCCUAGCCUCUGAUGGUCUGUGGGAUGCUUUCAGUAACGAGGAAGCUGUUCGUUUUGUUCGCGAGCGCCUGGAUGAGCCACACUUUGGCGCCAAGAGCAUUGUUCUCCAGUCCUUUUAUCGAGGCUGUCCAGAUAACAUUACUGUCAUGGUGGUGAAGUUUAAAAGUGGGGCAAGUGGUGGCAAAACAAGUGAGUAGACAUAGAAGAGAUUACGCCAGUAUUUUCUGAAUGACGAUGAUGGAUUCAUGUGAGUGUGAAAUGAAAAAAAUAAAAACAUGAAAUAGCAUACGAUUGCAUUAAGGGCAUUCAGCCUCAUAACAGACCCUUAACCCGACAAGAUGUACAGGUGCAUUAAAAUAAAUUGGAAUAUGAUGGAGAAGUCAAUAUUUCAGUAGUUACAUUCAAAGUGAAGCUCAUUUAUUAAAUUAUUGGUUUUAUUUCUGUGCAAAUAAAUGGUGAUGUUGGGCCUUAGGCAGGGUGUAUCCAGCAUAGUAACCAGCUAGUAACAGAAGAGACUGUCUUUCAAUACUAAGCAAUUUUAUAGUUAUACAUCCCACCCAAUGUCCAUUAGUAACUUACUCAACAUUUUGUAUAAAGAAAUGUGUCUUACUUUUUGGACUACUGGAAUAAUUCUCUUCCAUUGCAUUCUUAUUUACUAUUGAACCAGCAUACACAAGAUUAUGAUUGCAAUGAUACCUAUUGUACAUGCACAUGGAUGGUACAGCUACUCUGGGCAAUUUCUAUAAAACAGACUUGAAACUAGUGCCUAUAGAGAUGCAUAAAAAUUGAGGGAAUUUCAUUUUGAGCAUUUGGUUGGCUAAAACUAAACUUGCUAAUUUAAAUCGGUUUGGCUCGGGUGGAUCUUUAUAUCACAAAUACUGACACUUAAUAUGAAUGUCAAAUGACUAAUGCACAAAAUAAGAUACUCGGUGAUAAAAUGCAUGGACAGCAAUCACAAAAAUGCACUUUUUAUUUGUUGAGAAUGGAUUUUUUUUUACAUCUAAAUUAUAAUGUAAACACAAGAUCCAUGUAUGUAAACCUGCUUUAGAUCCAGACUCUGUUUUUAUUUUUUUUUAUGUGUUCCAGGCAUGUGCAGUGCUCCAUCAAAUAGCUAUAAUAGUAUUUCAUCUAUGAAUACACACCCAUCAUGGAUUAAUAUGGCACUGAACUGAAUGCUUGUUUCUUGUGGGGCAAAUACGAAGCAAUACAGUAAAAGCAAUGAUCUGUUAUGGAAGAUUUUACUUAAUUUAAACUGUUUUGUCAUUCAUGUUAAAUGCUGUGUUUUAUGGCAUUUGUUUAGAAUAAGCCUUUUAUUUAACAGUUUGCCUAAUGCCUUAUUUAUUGUUGAGUUUGUGGAUACGUCAAAUUGUGUUUUUGUUAUAUUUUACUUGAUCAGAAAUAAAAUGGGCACUUGUGAAAGA
Boleophthalmus pectinirostris (great blue-spotted mudskipper) is the source of this 2781-nucleotide messenger RNA. RefSeq names its product protein phosphatase, Mg2+/Mn2+ dependent, 1La (gene ppm1la). Gene Ontology annotation, molecular function: protein serine/threonine phosphatase activity; cation binding. Gene Ontology annotation, biological process: protein dephosphorylation. NCBI's taxonomy places the organism in Eukaryota, Metazoa, Chordata, Actinopteri, Gobiiformes, Gobiidae. The transcript has 4 exons. The record is from RefSeq and is a predicted model, not a curated record. Bases 454 to 1557 code for a protein of 367 amino acids.